AUGCCUGUAUCCUCCAGAGACAACUUGACCACAUUUCCUCCCUUUGAAAGCCAGGGCAAGGAAGCAGCCUCAAAUAAGCGAGAUUCUCCUCUCGAGUUCGGCUUAGACGACUUUGAGGACAACAGCGACAUGGCCUCAGCCACGUCGCCAUUUAUCAAACCAGAGCCCAACGACUUCAGCUUUGACUCCAACCAAUACAUGCAAUACCAAGGACAGAACCACAUGAGCAACUCCGGCAACAUGAACGUGAACCCCGCAAACCUCACCAAUGGCAACGGCUAUAUGUCGUCAAGCUUCAAUCUCGGUAAUGCUUCUAUCGCCGACGACGAGCUUGCCGAUCUGCAGAUAGACCAGCAAGGCAACACCUUCGACUUCAACAACGGCAUGCAGAACUACAUGCACCAGCAAAUGGGCGCACAGAGCGGAAGCGUGUUCUCACACACACCCGAUGGCGGUCCAAUACAGUCGCCGUUCACGAGCGAGUUCAACUACAGCCAGUUCAGGCCGGUAGCGGGUCAACAACCGCAGCAGUUCGGCGGUCACAGUGUCCCGUCACAUGCCAUGCCACCGCACCUGCAGCACAUGGACAGGAAGGUGUCAGACUCAAGAUCACCUGCAACACCAAACACGCCCGGCAUGAACCACCUCACCAUCGGCGACGACUACCACCCAGGCAUGCAACCAAUUCAACACCGACAGCACAGCAAUAUUGGCUGGGAGACUACCACACCAAGUGCACACAGCUGGGACGCUUCAUCGCCGUUCCCCUCGCCAAACGGUCAAGCAGUUCAUCACCCUCAGAUAUCAGAGGUCUUGAAGACCAACACACACCACCACAAAGUAGCGUCGUCGCUUCCUACCAAGAUGGAGCCAGGUGUAAGCGGCGGCCCGCCAUUCAACACACAAGAAGCGAAGCGACGUCGGCGCCGUGAGUCUCACAACAUGGUCGAGCGACGUCGGCGCGACAACAUCAAUGAGCGCAUCCACGAUCUCGGUACGCUCGUUCCGCAACACAGACUUGAGGAUGAGAAGGUGCGCAAGCAUCUACAGACCAACGCGCCACUCUCACCGUCAAUCGCAAACGCAAGCAUGUCGCCGCCUAAUCCUUCCUUGCUUGGCGCCAAUGGACACCGUCGCUCCACCUCCGGAGCCGGCACAAUCACGCAGGGACUCCCCAUGGAGGAGAAGGACAAGGGUCCAAACAAGGGCGACAUUCUGAACGGAUCUGUGGCUUGGACUCGCGACAUGAUGUGGUUCGUGCAUCAGAAGCUUCGUGAGGAAGAGCAGCUCAAGCAACUUGUGUCACAGCUCGGUGGCGCGUGGCCCUUCGGCGAGCACACCGAGGAGGAGAAGCGCAUGCGAUCUGAGAUCAUCGAGGUGCUCACCAAGCAUCAGCCAGUGGGUGGUUUCUCGGGUUACUCUCGCGCUCCUGGCUCUGGACUACGUGUACCAGGAUACACCAACAUCGCUGGCGAGCCUGUCGGUGAUGCACAUGCGCCCAAUGGCCAAUCGAUUCCGCCAGUUAGCCCAAGAUUCCAGCCUGGUGGCAGUGGCAUGUCCAGCGGCAUGUCCCACCAGCAGUUCAACUUCAACGAUUUCAAGGAAGAGGACGAGUACCACGGCAUGGAAAUGCAGUAG
Messenger RNA from Fulvia fulva, 1638 nucleotides. RefSeq lists its product as uncharacterized. Bases 1 to 1638 code for a protein of 545 amino acids. The transcript is spliced from 2 exons. Gene Ontology annotation, molecular function: RNA polymerase II cis-regulatory region sequence-specific DNA binding; protein dimerization activity; DNA-binding transcription factor activity, RNA polymerase II-specific. The record is from RefSeq and is a predicted model, not a curated record. Gene Ontology annotation, biological process: regulation of transcription by RNA polymerase II. Lineage: Eukaryota; Fungi; Ascomycota; Dothideomycetes; Mycosphaerellales; Mycosphaerellaceae.